AUGGUGGCCAGCAGGGACGGACCCGGGCCUGGUGGAGCAGAAGCGGUGCUCCACACGCAUGGGGCAGGAGGACCAGGAGCAUCCAGAGGGGCCGAGCUGUUAGGGAGGAGCAGCCCUGAUGGUGGAGGGCAUGAAUUUAAGCGCGUUGUUCAUCACGCACCAGGGCCACCUCGACCUGCGGGCAGGGCACCUGGAGGGAGGCACAAUCCCCUUCUCAGCCUCUCAAAUGCGAAUGGUGGCACCCGGCAGACCCGGGCGCUGGGGACGUGGCAGCUCGGGGCACGCAGGUUGCCGGCUUGGCUCGCUUUUCCCGGCGAAGCUGUCCCUCGCCCGGGGAAAACUACAGCGCCCGUCGGCCCCUGCGCGCCGCCCCCACCUUUCCCGCCUCUCGCCGUUAUCGCCUGCCUCCUGUCAGCGAGGAGCCGGACCCGGCUCGCCCUAGAAGGGCUGCCGCCUGGGAGAAGCGGGGUGCUGCAGCUGACGGCCGCCUUCGGCGGGCGGCGGGGUGGAGCGGGGCGGCCCCGGCCCCCUUCAUCCCUGUCUCGGUCCCGUGCGGGGGAGCGGCGUCCCCGCAGCCUCCGCUGCCCCGUCCCGUCCGGUCCCGUCGCCUCUGCGGCUCAUGAGGUGAAGAUGGUGAUCCGCGUCUUCGUCGCCUCCUCCUCGGGCUCGGUGGCGAUAAAGAAGAGACAACAAGAUGUGGUGAGGUUUCUGGAAGCCAAUCGCAUAGAGUUUGAAGAAGUGGAUAUCACAAUGUCAGAGGAGAAAAGACAAUGGAUGUAUAAAAAUAUUCCUGAGGAUAGGCAGCCCGCGCAAGGCAAUCCACUGCCACCACAGAUAUUCAGCGAUGAUCGGUACUGUGGAGAUUACGAUGGCUUUUUUGAAUCAAAGGAGAGCAACACUGUCUUCUCUUUUCUUGGACUGAAACCUACUUUGACAUCAAAGGAGUCGGAGCCCUAGAAAGCCUAUCUGAAGUAUUGACAAGCACAUCUGGAUGAAUGACCCUGUUCUUCAGCACACAACAGCUUCCCUAAUGAAUCACUGUGAUAGAGCAAACAUGCAUCAUUAGUAGUAGUCUGCGUGCCAUGAGAUGGUGCUCUCCAAUAAUGUGGAGUUAAUAACACGUAUAUGAAACAGGAUUAAGGCCAGGCCACUCAUCUUCCUUUUUAAAAAUACUCACUGUUGAUGUUUCACUUUUGUCUUUGGAUUGCUUUUGCGGCUGGCACUGGUGUUCUGACAGGCACGUAUGUUUGAGAAUAAGGAGUGGAAUUGCAGGGCUUCUGUUGUUCAUGGAUAUACUUACAUAGUCAGAUUCCUUACCUCUUUUAAUUCUUCCAACUACUGUAGUUGAAAUUAGCUCAUCAUGAUAGUUAAAGUACUGGUGGUUAUUAGAAUGUUUGUGCUCACUAUGAUCCAGAAGGUAAAAAUCAUCAAUCUUAAGAUCUCAGUCUAAGCCAAUAACUGGUGUAUUUUUGCUCUACAUUCAUUUUUUUGUGAUGUUUAUGCUAGAUUAUGUUUAUUGUAAGAGACACGGGCUGCUAACGUUCAUGAAAACUUGAUCUGUCUCAUGAUGCACAUUGCAGCUGGCUGUUUAAAAAGAGUUGUUACCAUGGAGGAGGUGCCAAAGUGAAAUACUCUGACAUGGUUGCUCUUCCAAAUGUGGGUGAAAUGUGCAGGAAAACACUUGGUGGAAAAUACUGGCUAGUUCAGAAGAAGAGGUCUCAUAACUAAUGAAAAUAUUGUCUCUUAACUGAGAACAACUUUAACACCCAAAGUUGGAGCUCUAUAGUUUGGACUGUCUUAAAAUGAAAUUUUGCCAAAACCUUGAGUUUACCUUCAGUAACACGCAGCUCCACCAUUAGCCACAUGAGACUCAGAGGGGUACUUUGAGAGUCAGGGAUCAGUCCCAUACCAUGGUCCAGGAGCACACCUAACUCACCCAGCUGUUGUCCUGGUUAUAUCCCCAGGUGUGGAAAUGCGGAGGUGCCUCAAAGACAGUGAGAAAUCUGAGUGUGUGCUUUGAUGGAUGAAGCCACAGUCGUCAGCUCAGCUGAGGAACAGGAGCCAUGUAAAGGAAGUGGAGGUUGUUCCAGUGGGACUGUAUUGGUGCACAGAGCAGAACUUCAGCCCGUGACUUGCCAGUAACCAUUACAAAAUGCAUUCUAGACAGAAGUCAAAUUGCAUUACGCAUUUUGAAUCAAGUCUGGCUAUGAAAAUAAUAGCUAUGCUGUAAUGUAGCUUUUAUUCAAGUGAUUUCAUAAGGACAGGGCAGUGCCAUUCCAAUAAAUGUCCUUAUGUCUUUGUGUAAAUGAAAGACAACCAUUAUGUGGGAAAGCUUCUUUGCAAUCGCAGCAUCACUCAGACUGUGUGGCUUGACGGAAGCCAAACUUGUAAAGAGCGUCAGAAAGCAACACUGUCUGUGCAACAAAUCACACGUUCUGUUAAAAUCGGUAACCAUGGCAUCUGAGACGUGAUAGUUGGAAGGGACAGCUGGAGGCCAUCUAUCUGGUCCAGCACUGUCAAAGUCAGGGCUAACGCCAGCACUAACUCGGAUCAGAUACGGAUUUGUCUAGCAGACUGUUAAAAAUAUCCAAAGAUGAAGAUCUUUCAACCCUCUAUAUAACCUGUGCCAGUGCUGCAGUACUCUCCUAGAGAAAACUUUCUUUUAAUGUCCAGCCUCAACACCUAGGCUGUAAUUUGUGGCUGUUGCCUUUGCUGUGUUUUUUGGCACUCGCAGGAAGAGACUGGCACCAUCCUUUUUGUAACUGCCCUCAAUAUAGUUGUAGGCUUUAGCCUUCCUCUUAACAGACUAAACAAACCUGGCUUCCUCAACCUCUUCAUGGGCUGUGUGCUUUAGGCCUCUGGCUGCUUUGCUUUGGUGGAGGAUGACUGUUUCCAGUUUGUUCACAUCCCUCUUGGAGUGAGAGAAGGUCCCAAACCAAUAUUUCGGACGUGUCCUCACCAGUGCUGAGUAGAGGGGGGAUAAUAACUUUCCUCAGCCUGCAGGCCACACUUCUCCUGAAGUCAGCACACCGCAUGCUUUCCCCUGUUUGCAGUCAGUACAUUGCUGGCUUAUGAUCAACCUAGCCUUCUCUAAAAUCUACAGAUCCCUUCAGCAGGGGUAUUACUCUGUCAGUCACUUCCCAGCCCAUACUGGUGUUUCGCCAUCCCCAAGGGCAGACUUUCUAUUUGUCCUAUCAAACUUCAUGAGGUUUCUGUUGGCCCAAUCCUCAAGGUUAUUGCGGUGCCACUGGACUGAAGCUCUGCCAGCUGUUACCAACCACUGUACCAGGUUCAGGUGUCAUUCACAGAUCUGCUGAGGGUGCAUGCUAGGCUGUCAUCCAAGUCCCUGCUGAAGAUGCUGAACAAUAGGAGAACUGUAUUCUCUCAGAUUUUGUACAAUGGCUUAGUCAUGACUACAGAGGUAUGACGUGAACAAUGUUCAUGACUACCACUCGCUGGAGUAAAGAACAGGUUGUCUUCCUGUUUGCAUUGUCUCCGUGAUGAACUGCUUACAGCUGUGUGGCUUUUCCCUCUAGUUCAAAGGCAAGAAGGCUUUAAAGAAGGAGGCGUUAAAGGAGUCCAUCCAUAAAUCAGUUUCUCUUUGGAUCCUCUGAUGCCUCCUCAGCUCGGUUAAAGGGCUAGAUGGAGCAAGAGCACACACAGAUUUCAAGUCCGUGGUUGCAUUUACUGGUCAAAAUCUUAGCUACAGCACCUUCUCUAGAGGAGUCCUGAAUGGGAGUUGAUAACAUGUGUAUACGCAUAUGUAUAUACAUAUAUGCAUGUGCAUUUUUAAGAAUUAAGUUGUCUGUGUUAAGUGAUUGUGGCGUUCUUGUCACCAAUCCCGUAUUUUCAUGAGACUUGAAUCUCAUUAAAGGAAGGGAAUGUGACAGGAGGUGGAGCGGCCACACUGGACACCUUCAAGAUUUGGCUGGACAGGGUGCUGGGCCAUCUUGUCUAGACUGGGCUCUUCCUAGAAAGGUUGGACUAGAUGAUCCCUGAGGUCCCUUCCAACCCGUGAUUCUGUGAUUAACUUCACCAAGUUCAAUAUAACUAUUCCUGAACAAAAGGUUAAAGAAAAAUAUUUAUCCCUGCAAGUGAAUGCAGAUAUACAUUUACAUAAUUACACAGUUGAUUACAGAGAAGCCAUCCUGGAUUAAUCAUGUACUUGAUAUGUUGUAAACUUUGAGAACUGCCUGAAGUCCCGGUUUCGAAAAACUUACCUAAGUGUGUAAGUACGUACGCAUUAGGAAUCCUGGGCAAAAUCCCAGGCUUACUGAUGUGAAAGGCAAAACCACACUGAUUUCUCCAGGGGUGAAAUUAGUUUGCCGAAACUCCUUUUGAAUUUUGAUAAUUGUAGAAUAGAAGCCUCCUUUUCAGCGGAGAGCUAGUCCUGUUACAGCUGUUAGGUAAACCUAGCUUAUUUCAGAGCACGCAUGUGGGCAAAAUCAGUUGUAUGGAGAGCAACACCAGCUCCAAAGAUACCCUGCUUGCUUGCAUGGAUUGGCAGUGUAAGUCCCUUAGACUACGUGCUUUUGAAUUAUAAGUGGCUAGUUUUUAAACAAAGCAUAUAUGUUGCUCAAAUGUGAAUUUGGUCUGUUGUGCGACAGCCUUAUUUUUGUAAUUAAAGCAAGCAGAGUUCUAGUUUGUUACACAAGAAGAUCUGGAAUUUUUUAAACCAGUUUUGUAAUAAUGAAAUGCAACUAUCAGGUAACUGAAAAGGUCUGUGGAAGCUAGAGCCAUUUAUUGAAAGAAAUAGCAAAUUCUUAAUUCUGUUUAAAAUACUUGCAUAUAAAGGUAUGCUUGAGAACCACAUGAUCCCAGUUUUUAGCUAAUACUUGUAACUACCCCACUUUUUAAAAGGGAGAGCAGUGUGAAUUAAACUGUAAAUCUUUGUACCUAGCUAAAGUUGCUGUGUGGGCUGACGUGCACGCGCACAUUCACUGUAUCAGUGGCUUUGAUAGAGGUGUUUUUGUUUGUGCCACACACUACUGGAUAGUGCCUUGCCAGAAAGAGGACUGUUUUUGUAGGGUCUUCUUAGAUGUGCUUAAACUUUGAACUGAGAAAGGGGUAGUUUCUAGAUUGCUAUUUUUUUAAUAAUGCAGUAAAUUGAUUUUGAGGCCGGAGUCAAGAGACACAUGCUUUGUAAGGUUGAAUCAGUUUUUGACAAGUCUUCUGAACUCUUGAUUUUUCUUAGUAUGUCUUUAUCUUUUUUUUUUUUCCUUUCCUUUUUCUCGAAUGUCUAGAAUCAUUUUCCAAGGGAAGUGGGCCUGGAGUAAAGCCCCUGAAUCCAUGUUUAUUCUUUAAAAUGACUGUCUGAUUCAAGUAUUGAGCAGCCCAAGUGCUACCUCUAAAAUGAAGAGGAGCUACCAAGCUCUCAGUUGAUUUUCUGGUUGUCCCUCCCUGCCCUGUCCCCCCAAUCAGGCCAUUUAUUUAAGGACUCUAAUUCUGGGAAUACCAUGAUUCAGAAAUAGGACCCUGAGAUUUUAGGCAGAGCCUUGUGGCACGUCACAGGAGUGCAGGAGUGGGGUCAUCACCAGGAAAGUGCCAAAUCCCAUCAGUCUUCAGUGACUUGUCUCUCGACCUUGGCACGAGCAGUGGGAGGAGGAGGGAGCUCCACAUGUUCGCCCCACACAGAGAGCGGGAGUGGAAGACACGGUGCAGAAUGGCCCACGGCUUGUUGAUGGCACCCUGAGCCGCGGUCCUCGCAGAGGGCCUUGGCUAGCAGUACCAUGUGAGAAACCACACAGCGCUGCUCUCCACAGGCGUCCACCUGCAUCACGACCUAUCUGUCACCCUCUUGCUCCCUAAGGAAUUUGGGAGGAGUAAUGGAGAACAGCUUCUUGAGAACAGUCCUUCAGCCAGGGCAGAUCUGGCUUACUCUGUUCUUCCUAUUCUUUACCUCUUCCUAAUGUGCUUCGUCCUGUCCUGUGUAGUCCUACCUGCGUGCAAAGCUUCCACUCCCGACCAUUUGUAACAUCCCUGUGAGGUCGCAAACGCAGAGCUGGUGUUCACCUUCACAGCGUUGGUGUUUUGUGAGCCAGUGGGGGAGGGAGCACAUUGCAUCCUAGGCUAUGCACAUGUGGAGUUUUAAAUUAUAUAUUAAAAUUGUGUUAACCUAAUAAAAAAUGUAAUUCAAAAAAGA
Messenger RNA from Phalacrocorax carbo (great cormorant), 6142 nucleotides. The record is from RefSeq and is a predicted model, not a curated record. Lineage: Eukaryota; Metazoa; Chordata; Aves; Suliformes; Phalacrocoracidae.